Lingula anatina is the source of this 1091-nucleotide messenger RNA. Its product is annotated as carbohydrate sulfotransferase 11-like. The record is from RefSeq and is a predicted model, not a curated record. Gene Ontology annotation, molecular function: sulfotransferase activity. NCBI's taxonomy places the organism in Eukaryota, Metazoa, Brachiopoda, Lingulata, Lingulida, Lingulidae. Gene Ontology annotation, cellular component: membrane. Gene Ontology annotation, biological process: carbohydrate biosynthetic process.
AUAUGGGACAUUUGGUGUCUCGAAGAAAACUGUUGGUGUGGUGCAAAAAGCAAUGGAAGCAUAUCUUAAUCCUUUUCACCGUAUGGACGGUAAUUUGGAUGCUGGGUCUCACAUCCUCUGAUACUUGGAAAUCACUGCUAGAAUCGUGUAGACUUCACUGGAAAAAGAGCCCUCUCCCCGCACAAUCCUCAAUAGAGGACGUUUACAGAAGAGCAAAGAUGGUAAAAUCAGCUUGUAACAUCGCCGCGUCUCCAGAUGCAGACGUCAAAGCUGUAACAGAACUGUUGCGAAAAAGACUUGUAGUGCCUAUCCAGUUCCUAAUUGAGGACAAAUAUAAGGUUCUUUUCUGUCAAAUUUUCAAGGCAGGGUCCACAAAUGUCAAACGAUUGUUCAUUGUAGCCAAUAGACAGAAAAAUAGAACCUCGGACUUGGAUUUUAUGUCUGACAAAGCUCACAAAGUUUGGAAGGAAGAAAGAACCCUAUACCAGUACCUCACCCCAGCUAUAAAGAACUUUGAAGAAACCACAAAACGUCUGCUAGAAAAUUACACAAAAGUUCUGUUUGUGCGACACCCCUUCGAGCGUCUCGUCUCCUAUUAUCGAAUGAUGUUUCAUUUCACUUCCUUCGAAAGUGACGAUGUCAGUGGGAUUUCUUGGCACCUCUUCAAUCGCGUUCGGCGUCUGUUUCAUCGCCCAAUGAUUCCGCGAGAUCGUUCCAAAAAUCUCACCCAACUGUUCCCAUUCAGGGAUUUCAUUCAGUUUGUCAUUGACCACGCAAAAAAUACCAAAGAUGGCUCCUGGAAAGUUGAUGGCUAUGUGGACACCCACUGGUUGCCUAUAUCAGAACAGUGCUUUCCCUGCCAGGUGCGCUAUGACAUCAUAGGCAAAUUGGAAAACUUUGACGAAGAUCUUGACCAAAUAGCAAAACACAUCGGUAUUCGUCAGAAAAUUCUUUAUCCUUCUUCUAUGAAACGGAAAACAUACGGACACGUCAAAGAGGCCUUUAAAACGCUGUCGCCCCAGCAGAUCACGGAAUUAAAGAGAAUUUACAGCCGAGAUUUCAAACUUUUUAAUUAUGAGCAUGAUGAGUGA